UGGGAGCGUUUCUCCCCUGCAGGGGCACGACCGCCGUGUGCGCCUACUCCAUGGACAAGGUGGCUCACGCCUUCCGAACCUCCAGACUCAAGGGCUACGGCAGCGGCCUGCCAGCGCACAGACCCGGCACGUGUGUCCCCUACAAUUCCCCCAGUGCCCCCUCCAGAGCUGUCCUUGCCAUCAUCAAAGAUUACCCAGAGCUUGAAGCCGUCAUCUACCCAGAGGGGCAGCGCCCCCUGUAUGUGCUGCAGACUAAUGACACCUACACCCGGGUGGUGGCCGACAGGGUCUGGGAUGCCAGCAACGCCUCUCGCACUGUCCUCUACCUUGGAACGGAUAAAGGCAAGAUCCACAAAGUCCUGCAGAGCAGAGGGCAGACGGUCAUCAUCGCGGAGCUGAGCCCUUUCCGGAGAGACGCGCCCGUCUCUGGGCUGGCCCUGGAUGCCUCCACAGGGCAUCUCUAUGCAGCCACUGAGUUCGAGGUGACGCGCCUGCCACUGGCAGACUGCGGGCAAUACAGGGAGACCUGCUGGAAGUGUGUCCUCGCCAAGGACCCCUACUGCGGAUGGGAUCCAGACAGCAAAAAAUGCUCAGCCGUCUCCCAAGAGGCAAACGACACAGCCAGCAGCUUCCUGCAGAGCCUGGACCCAGGGGCUGAGGACGUGUGUGAAGGUGCAGCAGAACAAGUAGCGCAGGAAGCUCUGAAAAAGGUGAGCGUGGACCCGACCAGCUACAUCUACCUCCCGUGCCCUCUGCGCUCCCACCACGCCAUCUACACCUGGGUCAAGGACGGCACCAAGCAGUACCCCUGUGCCAUGGACGGGCACUCCUGCACGCUACGCUUUGGGGAGAACACCCCCAUGGACCAGGGGCUGUUCAAAUGCACAGCCACCGAGGAUGGCUAUCGAGAGGAGAUCACUGCCUAUGAACUCACGCUGAACGUGGCCUGCCUCCCACGGCUCUCCUUGACAGUGGCCACGGGUGUUCUCCUCCUUGCCAUCACCAUCUUGUUGCUCUAGACCCUGCCAUCCAUACGGAGAUCUCAUUACACUGCCAACGACCUCUCUUUUGUUUUUCUUCUAGUUACCCUCCUACCUGAGGAUUCCCCCUUUGAGCCCCAAACAAAACAGGCGGCGCUCUAGAAACAAAAUUCCAGCCGACGCCUCCUACCGCAGCAAACACAGCCGUUGCGGUGGAGGUUUUGACCACCAACAAUAAUUACCAAGAAGCCUCUUUCCCAAAAUAUAAGCCACAGGAAGAGCCAGGGAGAGGGGGGAGUUGGAAGAGAGGCAAGGAGGAGAAAUGGACUGUUUAUUUUGCUGCCCAGUGAAUUUGUUCAGCCCUAGGACCUGCUGCCAAGCUGAUCCCAGUUUGCUCGGUGGACACGGAUCCAGAGUGGGUGUUUGUUCCAACGCUGCUGAGUGUUGGGAUUUUGCUGCUUGCAGUCAUGUGGCUUUCUAAGGCUUCUUUAAGGCACACUCCGCCACAGGUGUGAGUCGAUCUCUUCCCACUCCAGCUGCUCGGAACUAAAUACUUUUAGCAUUCAAGUUGUAGAAAGGGAAACUCUCCAGCUGAAGCCCCAAGUCUGAUCCUUCACAUCCCAUUCAGAGUCAUGAGGCAGGCUGUUCUCUCUGCAUCAUGUAGUGCACGGUUACCCCGAUGACCAGCUUGGCCAUCCUGGGUUUUCAAAGGAAGAGAGAAAUCAUCCAGACACCCGCACUAGGGUAAAUGCAUUGACUUGGAACUUCCAGCGGUGGAUCCCCUCCAACCUAUGAUGGUCAGAACUUAGCCACCAUCCAAGACACUAGAAGGUUUCAAUCGGAGCCACCCAGAGGUCGCUGCACCAGAGACUGGUGCCUGUGGGAGGGUUCUAAGGCUUGAUUCGGUAAGACUGGCUCAAAUCCAAGCAACAACGCUGAAAAAGGGAGAGAUGGUGACGGGCUAGAAGGGGUUUCAGGCAGAAAAGGAAAAAGGGAGGGAAGAUAUGUUAGCAUCUGAGUGGUCCUACCUGUGUCACUCCGGAAAGCGUGCACAUGAAGAGGAGCGGUAGCUGAGUGGGGAAGAUGCUGUCUUACCAGCCUGAAGGCUGGGGGGCGGGGGAGAUGAGUCUUGCAUGAUCCCCUGUUGGAAUGUUUUCUCCAUUUCCCCCAGCUGUGAAAUGGACCCCGCUCCCUCAAGUUCCUUGUGUACCACUGGCUCUGAAAGCAAUGUGCCUUAGCUGUGUCAGCCCAAUGAGCCAGGGGCUUGGGGAAGCUUUGACUCCAAUCUGACUCUGCUGUAAUGGAGAUCCAAAUCUGGCCCAGAGACCAGGAAAGAUGGGUGCCAAUCUUGCACCACUGCUCUUUCCCAGCCAAACCAGGGCUCUGGUUUGUGUUCUAUGGUACGGAAAGAGUUAAGCAUGACCCCUUUUUCCACCUUCCAAGUCCUGAAGAUACAGACCAAGCCAGUUCCCUGGAUGUUAAACUGCAUCGGCUGAAUUUGCAAGCAAGCCUAAAAAAACAAAGAACAUAAGAAUGGCCAAACUGGGUCAAACCAACGGUCCGCCUAGCCCAGUAUCCUGUCUUCCCACAGCAGGCAGGGCCAGAUGCUUCAGAGAGCAAACAGAGCAGGGCAAUUUAUCAUAUGAUCUGUCCCUUGUCACCCAAUCUCAGCUCCUGGCUGGUUGUGUUUAGAGACACCUUGAAUAUAUAUGGUUGUGUCCCAGACCACCUUCGCUAAUCGCCAUUGAUGGACCUAUCUGCCAAGAACUUAUCUCAUUCUUUUUUGAACCCAGUUAUACUUUUGGCCUUCACAAUAUCCUCUGGCAGUGAGUUCCGCUGGUUGAUUGCAUGUUACAUGAAGAAGCGCUUCUUUAUGUUUGUUUUCAUCCCGCUGUCUACGACUUUCAGUGGGAUAAAAUUCUGGUGAUUCUCAGCCAGAAACCAAAGUCUCCCUUUCAGCAGGCUCUGCUACGUGCCAAAACAGCUGUCUGCAUCUGGGUACUCCACAUCUGCCAGAAUCCAGCUGCUUCCGUCGCCUCAUCUUCAGCAAAAUAUUUUUUAUCUUUAUAUAAAAUACAUAUGACAAUUUUCUUUUGGGGGGGGGGGAAGGGAUGCGGGGAAAAAAAUCUUCUAGUCCCUAAACUGGCUGUAGCCACCCACUGUUUGAAUGUAACUAAGGGACCACUUAGUUUAAAAACACAACCAAACAUGUAGGACUUUAGAGUAGCUCCUUUUGCUUGUAUUUAUCAGCUCUGGAUAUGUAUUUGGUGUUAUUAAAGAGGUAUUGUAUACUGAGCAUAAGGCUAGGGCCCAGGCCCUACUGGAUUCCAACCCUAGCUCUGUCACCAACUCACAGUGAGACACUGUGCCUCAGUUUCCGCAUCUGUGACAUGGGGCUAAAACUCUUCCAUACCUGACAGAAGUGUUGUGACUAUUCAUGAGAUAUUGUUUGAAAAGCACAAUGGAAAUGCUGCAUAUGGAAGCAAUGGGAACAUGGGGCAGUGUAUUGGGAGUCACAGAAUUCCAUUUCAAUGCAUGUAGAGUUGUCCCCAGCUGACCUCACCUGCAGUUCUAGAUCUGCCCUUAGAUUGGCUGGGAAGGAUUUCCCUGCAAAGGAAGAGAAGUAGGCGUAGGAGUGAGGGAUGUGUGGGUGGUCAAUUGUAAGGCCUGGCAGCUGCUGCAGGUGGGGUGUGUGAGCAGAAUAAUGUCCCGGUAUGGGGAACUCAAAGAAGGAUGCAGAUCUUUUUAUAGAUCAUUAGUGGUUUUAUUUUUUACCCAUCCCUACUUUUACUCAUCUGCUCUUCUCCCCACCCAUGCCUUGGGCUGGCACCUCUUAAAGGCAGUGCCCAAGCUGCCAGUGAAAUCCCAAUGUGUGGGUUUUGCAAUCCCUGCUCAUCCUAGACAGGAAGCAGAGAGAUUUCUGCAGCUGUAUCCAGCCAGAUUUUGAUGCAUGGCCAUUAAAUGGAAUGUACCAAGUGCAAGGAGACCAGCCAUGACUGCAAGAAAAGUAAUUGACUAGAUGCAUACAAAGCAGACUGGUAGCACUUAACAUUAAGGUCAGCAGGGAAGAGGGGUCUCAGAAAGGUUGCAGGAUUAUGGAAGAGGCAACACAGCAAAGGGUGCCCUCUUUGCUUUAAUUGGUGUAGUUAUAUAGGAGGCAGUGUGGUAUAGUGGUUAACACAGCAGCAAUCCAUAUUCUGUUUCGGAAUGGCAGUGAGACCUGGAUACAUGCUACCACUGUUCUGUGCCUUGAUUUCCCCAUCUACUGCUAGAGCCCUGACAAUAUAUUUUAAUUACAUAUACCACUGUUUGGAAGUCAAAUGAGGCCAAGGUUUUGGAUACCGCCCCACUAGGGAGGACAGAAAGAAGAGAACCUAACAUUUGCAAAAAAUAAAGACCUUGACUAUUAAACCAACAGCUGGGCUCCAUGCUGCUGAAUGACACCCAGCCCGACUCUGCUUUUUGGCUCUGUGCUGAUGACUGUUUCCCUUAUUAGCCCACUAUGUCCUCCAGUGAGAUGAGGAAGGCCCUGCAGCAGAAGAGAGUUAUGUUAAUUUUAGGAGAGGAAACCGGAAUGAGAUUCUUGGAGCGUGAUCACAGGAAGUCCCGGUGUUGCUAAGUCUUGUCAUGGCUGGCAUUUUACUUAAAGUUCCUGCAUAUCGGGAUCUCAGCUGUCAUUUAAAAAAAAAAGGUUUAAAAAACCCAGUCUCAUGAGCCUGUGCUCAUUUUUCAGUGUUUAGUACUGGCCAUGCUGAUAGUCCCAUGUUUGCACCAAAUUGGGGCACUGUACACUGGAGAAACACAAGUUUAUUUUUCCCCUUUCCCAUCUGAUCGUACAUACCGUCCAUCGCUAGAGAAACGCAAAGAACAACAAGAAGCUGUCUUUAACUGCCUCUUAGAAAACAAUACUCUGUCCUUUCUUUCUGAAAGAAACAGAGCAAUAAAUGUUGCCUUGCUCCCUCCCAUGGCAUAUACUCCCACUCUUGCAGGACCCUGCUUUGCUGUGUAGUAAUCUGAAUAUGUCUGUGUGUUCCUCCCCUUUGUAACAUGUGAGUCCUUAUUAAAAAAAAAAAAAAAAAAAA
Molecule: messenger RNA, 5062 nt
Organism: Pelodiscus sinensis (Chinese soft-shelled turtle)
Lineage: Eukaryota; Metazoa; Chordata; Testudines; Trionychidae
Source: RefSeq, a predicted model, not a curated record